Penicillium griseofulvum is the source of this 1593-nucleotide messenger RNA. RefSeq names its product fungal specific transcription factor domain-containing protein. NCBI's taxonomy places the organism in Eukaryota, Fungi, Ascomycota, Eurotiomycetes, Eurotiales, Aspergillaceae. The coding region runs from base 1 to 1593 and encodes 530 amino acids. Gene Ontology annotation, biological process: DNA-templated transcription. The record is from RefSeq and is a predicted model, not a curated record. The transcript has a single exon. Gene Ontology annotation, cellular component: nucleus. Gene Ontology annotation, molecular function: DNA binding; zinc ion binding.
AUGGUGGCCCAGCGACGUGACAGACAUUCUGGGGGACAUGGGGCACAUGGGGAAUAUGAUCUACCUGGUGCUCCACCCCCGGAAUCACGACCUCCCGAUCCUGCCUUUCCGGUACAUGAUACAAUAUCAGUUGGGGCUGGCUCACUGCCGCCCGAUCAAAGCAAAGAAAUGGCGCAGGGAGAUCCCCCACAUGGUGAAGCGACAGAACUGAUCCAAAACUUCUUCGAGCAUAUUUACCCAGUUCCUUCUUAUGCAUUUUUGCAUCCUUCCACGACUUUGAAAAAAUACAACGAAGGCACAUUGGAGCGACCGCUCGUUCUUGCCCUUUGUGCCUUGACCUCUUUGCACGUGCCUGCACAUAACGUGGCCGUCGACCGGGAGAAGAGUGCUGCAUGGGUGACGAACGCGGAGGAGAUCAUUUGGAAACGCUUGGAAAAUCCAUCAAUGGCUCGUUUGCAAGCUCUGUUGCUGACGAUCAGUUAUCGAAUGACAACAGGGAGCUACGAAAAGGCCUUCAUGUUGACUGCUAUAGCUGCCCGCGCGGCCUCUGCCAUGGGUCUCAAUCAUGAACAAACCCACUUGGACCCGAUUUUGGAAGAGACCAGGCGCCGCACCGUAUGGUGUUUCAAGUUGCUGGAGUCAUAUUUUUCGAUCGGGCUGACCGAAUUUGAAGUCUGCCCCUUUGAAUGCAUUUACUUACACCCUCCAUCAUUGGAAGACUCUUUUGGUUUGCUAUGUCCGCCCGGCUCUGAAGAUUUUGCCAUUCACGCGUUGAGAGAUCAGAAUGAACUGGGGUCACUGAAUAUGUGUAUUCGGUUGGCCUCUAUUCGCCGGGACAUUAUGAAGUUGACGCGGGAACUUGCUGUUUGUAGCGAGCCUUACUUGCAUCUCCAAGACGUGACUGGAGGUCUUGGGGAGAUCCUCUGUGAGCUCAAAGCUGAAAUGCCAAACCAUGCGGAAAUCUCGACUACGGGGUUGAAAAAUAUGAUUGAAAGUUCCUGGUUGCCCCGUCACAUUAUGAUGUUUACCUUAUGGCAUGGAUGCUAUUUUGACCUGUAUCGCAUUUUCCUUCCUGGAUACCCUGAAGCUCCGCCAUCUAUAGUUCUGAGCACCAUCGACGCCCAGUUCGUUCGGACGGCGACCAGAGCCUGUGUUGAACAUGCACUGGCAGUGGUCAAUUUGUUUUGCGACUUGAACCAGACAUGUACCAAGCCACGGCUGCUUGAAUUUGCUACUGGGGUGUGCGUUUAUCACGCCAUUCGAUUAAUUUUGUUUAUUGCUCAUUCGUCAACUGAGCCAGAUCUUCUUAGUCUUGAAUUCGCAGUAAGUCGAGCGGAGUUAUGCCUGGCAGCCAUCAAGCGGUUCUUCCAUGGGCUAGCCUUGUCACAACCAAUCCUUGAUGAUAUUGCCCAAUUGAUUGAAACAUUCUCAUCUGGCACUUCCGCUACAGAGAGUCUUUCAGUAUUUCACAAAGUUAAUCAUGGUCGGAAGUCUGACACCCGGAUUUUAUCUGCUGCUCGACCUCGGCAACACUUGGCUGUCCACAGUGUCUUGCAACAAGCCCAAUUCCUCACAGAGGAAUCUCUCUCAUAA